UUUUACCUCCUUGCUUUCUUUAUUCCUCCCUGCCUCGCUCUUUCUUUCUCUAUUUAAUACGCCUUAGCCUGUCGUAUGUGUGUAUUUAUUUAUUUAUGCAUCCUAUUUGAAAGUAUCUAGGUUUUUUAACGCUUUAGUCGUUUCCUCAAAUGAGAAGACGUAAAAGAUGGAGCUUCAUAUUUUAGAGCACAGCUUGAAAGUGGCGAGUAUAGAAAAAGAGGGGAUCCAGAUUUGCACUCACGGAUUAAUAAAACUCGCUUUCUUGGCCUCCAAAACAAGAUGCAAGUUUUUCAGCCUGACGGAGACUCCGGAGGACUACACCAUCAUCGUCGACGAGGAAGGCUUCAAAGAGCUGCCCCAGUCAGAGCACAUCAGUGUUGCCGAUGCCACAUGGUUGGCCCUUAACGUGGUGUCGGGGGGCGGCAACGCCUCCAACUCGCAGCCCAUCGGAGUCACUAAAAUCGCUAAAUCAGUCAUCGCACCGCUGGCCGACCACAACAUCUCUGUUUUCAUGCUGUCGACGUAUCAGACCGACUUCAUUCUGGUUCGAGAGCGAGACCUGCCGAUGGUCAUGCACACGCUGUCUUCCGAAUUCACUUUGCUUCGGGUGGUCAACGGGGAGACUGUUGCUGCUCACGAUCUGGGGGUCACCAACGGUUUUGUUAAGCCAAAACUUGUGCCCCGUCCCAUCAUUCACCCCUUGUCAAGUCCCAGCAACAUGUUCUGUGUGACCAGCCUGGACCCAGACACUCUGCCCUCCGUAGCCACCCUGCUCAUGGAUGUCAUGUUUUACUCCGGAGGGCCAAAGGAGCCCGGAGCAUCCAGCGAGGACUCCAGCCACAUCCGCUUCUUCUCCUUCUCCCUGAUCGAGGGCUACAUCUCUCUGGUCAUGGACGAACAGACAACUCAGAGGUUUCCAAACAAUGUCCUCUUCACUAGUGCUUCUGGUGAGCUUUGGAAAAUGGUUCGCAUUGGGGGACAACCUUUAGGAUUUGAUGAGUGCGGCAUCGUGGCUCAGAUAUCAGAGCCCCUGGCGACGGCUGACAUUCCAGCUUACUACAUUAGUACCUUCAAGUUUGACCACGCCCUGGUUCCCGAAGAAAACAUCCAAAGUGUGAUCGGAGCUCUGCGGACCAAGAGCACGGCACAGUGAAGGAAGCCGGAGGAAAACGACGCAAUCGGCCGUUUUCAAAGUCAUUUCGUUCAAACGUUUAUCGUGUCCAAAAAGUGCCAAGAGCUUAUUAGCGGACUACUGUGGAUCGGCUGAGAAAGGAAGGGACUGAACCACAAAGCGUGGCUUGGCGUACGCAGGAGGGGAGGGGUGGGUGACAGUGUGUUAGGGAUGCCUUUGUUACUCGGUCAUUUUCCUUACCCCCGGACCUCCUCCCUCCCUCCCUCCCUCCCUCGACACUCGAGGUCCUCCACUGCCUGCUCUGGUAGUUGUUGCUUUAGUUUACCAAACUGAAAAUGUUUCUUUUCCUCUCUAAAGCUGCUUCUUCCCACUCCCCGACCCUCACGAGCACCAUACUGUAUUAGUUACAUAAUCCCUCUCAUGGAAGGAUGACGAAUGUACUCUCAAAAAAACAAAAGAAAUAUUAUAUAUAAAUAUAUAUAUCAAGCUCUCCAUCUUUUUUUUUUUUUGGUUCUUUUGUUUGUUUUGUUUUCCACAGGUCAUUUCUCAGUGCCAACAUGUCUGAAUGCCUAAACUGAUGCCUUUGUUAAAAUGUGUGCAAUUGAAGGAGACAGUUUUUGAGACCGCCAGCCGUGACAGGCCACCAGGCUGAGUGAUCUGAUUGGCUCAGAGUGGCCGUUCGUUUUCAGUUGAUGAUUCUGACUGUUGGAGUCCUUCAGAUGUUUGGUUUGGUGAAACGCGGUGAUCUUGAUGAGGAAGUUUUCCUUUAGUGUUUUAAAAAGUAAUAUGCAUUCACACCGUGAGCAACGUGGUUGAUGGAAUUAGCAGAUUUUUUAUUUAUACAAACUUUUUAUUCGUUUUUUUUUUUCAGUCUUAAUCAACGGCCACACAGUCAUGUUUGACAGAUUAGUUUAUUAAUCGAUAACGUGAAAAUCAAUUACAAAACACGUCACGGCUUCUAAAAAGGAAACCGCCCGCUCGCUCGUCUCACUUUUAUACAGUAAUUUUGAAUUCACUCGCAGUUGAGAUAAAUAAGCCCUUUUUGUCUCCAGUAAAUGAGUAAAUGUACACACUUGCUUCAGGAGUCUGUGUUUCCGGGUGUUCGUGCACACACUGAUUACACUACAUUAAACACAGGAAACUGACAGUAUUUUCCUGGUCAUCACGUUGCUCACGGUGUGAACCCACUGAAGACCUGAAGAAGAAAUGCUAUGAUGAAAAUGUACAAAUCUACAAUAGUAAUAAAUUACUGAGCCACUUUGACAAUGUACUAGAAUAAUGACUGAGUGCUAAACAUAAGCUAAGGUUCACGCAGGGAAAGGAACGUGUCCCUCCAAGUCCCUGGUGUCCGUUUAGGUCCUGAAGUUGCCCCUCCCUGCCCCAGUCUGCACUUUAAUGCAGGUCCCGCCCCCCAUAGGCCUGCUGUACUGAUGUGAAAACAGGGAGGGCUGUUUACUCUAUCCUGUCCAGAUGGGGAGACGUCUGUUGGUCUGAAACAUUUGGCGAUACCGUUUUCUUUUCUCUCUUUUCCACCUUGUACCAAUAACAACAACAACAACAACAACAACCUUCUUCUGAUCAGAUGUGAUUAGCAGAAACCCUGUGUUUAUCAGUGUUAAAACAUGAGGCAGGCGACACUUUGUCUGAUUCCAUUUCAGAGAAAACGAUGAAAACAUUUCAUUUGGAGCUUCUUGUGUGGGUGAAAAAAAUAAACUUUUUUUUUUGGAGCUUGUUGAGUGAUCAGUUUUCGCCAGUGUGUCUUUUUUUUUAUUAUUAUUACUGUCUUUACUUACACUGUUACUCCCAAUGUGUACUUUAAUCAAUAAACUGGUGACAUCUCUGCCCAA
Scatophagus argus is the source of this 2979-nucleotide messenger RNA. It is a transcript of the gene castor2, whose product is annotated as cytosolic arginine sensor for mTORC1 subunit 2. Bases 167 to 1153 code for a protein of 328 amino acids. Gene Ontology annotation, cellular component: cytosol. Gene Ontology annotation, biological process: cellular response to L-arginine; negative regulation of TORC1 signaling. NCBI's taxonomy places the organism in Eukaryota, Metazoa, Chordata, Actinopteri, Scatophagidae. The transcript is spliced from 9 exons. The record is from RefSeq and is a predicted model, not a curated record.